Molecule: messenger RNA, 960 nt
Organism: Schistosoma rodhaini
Lineage: Eukaryota; Metazoa; Platyhelminthes; Trematoda; Strigeidida; Schistosomatidae
Source: the annotation of a GenBank genome assembly
AUGGAGUCAAAAGUUGAAAAGUCUAAUUCGUUUACAAAAGCUUUAAAGAAUGCGGAGUUCAACAUUGAAGAAUAUCUUAAAACUGUGUUUCAAGAAAAACUUUUGGUUAAUGCACCUGCAGAUGAAGACAGAAACUUAACUAAUUCUACCAAACUUUUAGAAAAAUAUAAAGAGCUAAAGAAUGUUCAGAGCGCGCUUACGGCAAAAAAAGAAGAGUUUAGGGUCAAAAUGGAAUGUAUGCAAAGAAGAAGAGAAGACCUUGAGAAAAAAGAGUGUGAACUUAAAGAGUCACUCAUAAAGUUUGACCAGUUCUUCAAAGACAAUGAUGAAAAGAGAGUAAGAGCGAUGAAAAAGAUAUCAGCAGAAAAAGGCUUACAACAACAAAAGCAAACUGAAAUCAAUAUUUUAAAUGAUGAUAUUGAUCGACUUACCAAAGUGCGUGAAAAGCAAGAAAAAAAGGUCAAGUCACUUCUUAAAUAUCGACUCUUUCUUGAGUCGGUUGUUAAAAUGUCCGAUGAAUUUUCCGAUGUUUAUGAGUUCAUAUCACGGUACGACGCUCUGAAAGCCAACUUAGAGGAUUUGAAAAGUUCAGAUAUAAAAACACAGAAGCUUAUAGACAACAAAAACAGUGAACUUGUUCACUUUAAAAAGACAAAACAAGAUGAAAAACUCUCUUUAACUAACGAAAUAGCUGAGCUUCGUAAUCACUUGGAAUUGCAACAAGUGAGUGGGAGAAAUAAAGAGACUCAAUGGGAGCACAUAAGAGACGUAGCUGCUAAUCGCAUUUAUGAACUUAGCACCAUAGUGAUAGCUGUUGCUAAUAUGUAUAAUAUCGUACGAUCGCAUCAGAAGUAUGGCGAAUUGGCUAAGCCUCAUGAAACUUGCAAACAAUUAAGAGCAAUUAAAACUUUUAUUCAAACGUUAGUCAAGAUAAUCGAAGAGGUAAAACAAAAACAGUGA